CAGAGCAGACGCACCAAAGUGACAAACAAGAAAGGGGAUGUCAGUGUCACACUCAAGAGCCGGAGUGCACACAGCACUGUAACAGACAAAGGGCGCAACACAACAGCACUCGUCAUCUCUCUUAUGCAGAGUCUUUGAAAGUAGGCUACCUCAAGCCUGACAUUUGGCAUUUUGGAAAUGACCUGACACCACCUGGUAGACUGUGAUGAACUGAAACCUUUUCCAGAUGGCUGAUAAAUACAUGAAGAGACACAUGUAGACACACGCAGAGAAGAGGAGCAUCAUGGGAGAUCUGCCCAGCAAACGCUGUCGGGAAUCCAGCACCUCCAGUACUGAGGACUCCUCAUCCUCCCCAAGCUACCAUGGACCCCAGCGGACAAGAACUCAGAUAGGUGACCAGAGUAUGUCAGUGGCCCUCUAUAACUUCCCGCCAGAGGGGCCAGCAGCUAACACUAUCUGUAUUGGAGACAGGCUCAACAUCAUAUCAGAUGCUGGUGAGAUGUGGAAGGUGAAGGUGACAUCAAUUGGCAAAGACAGCUACAUACCCAAAGCAUAUGUCGCCAAGGUGACCAACAAGUGGCAGUAUGAGGGUAUCAGCAGGGCCAAGGCAGAGGAGCUGCUGCUGAGGCCUCAGAACCAGUCGGGCUCCUUCAUGGUCCGCCAGAGCCAGACCUGCAAAGGAUCCUACUCGUUGUCUGUAGUGCAAGGACAAGGCUCGGUCCUGGUGGUCAGGCACUAUCGUGUCCACUGCCUCCUCAACGGCUGGUUCUAUAUCUUCACCACACACACCUUCCCCACCCUCAGCAGACUGGUGGACCACUACUCUGAUUCCAUAGAUGGAUUAUGCUGCUUGCUGAGAAAACCCUGCCACAUACAGGGCUCUUGUAGCCACUUCACGCAGCCCAUCCCCUCCCCCAAGUUUGUCAGAAAGCCCACCUUUAACUGGAAGAGAGCAAAAAGGUCCAUGAUCUUCCCCAAGGACGAGGAGCAGGAGGAGGAGGCUGACGAGAGCCCCUUCAGCGAGGGUCUACGGGAAGCCAUGAGCUCAUAUCUGCUGAUGUCACAGGAGGAGGCCGAGGAGAGUGAUGACUGUGAUGACACAGCAGACGGCAGACAUUAGGAUUGGCUGUAAAAAAGACUGCUCUAGACACUUAGCCAGGCCGUGGCCUCCUAGUGACGCAACACCUUCAGCGUUGCAACUACUCAGGUCAAGAGCAAUGCAAGUACUUUCUGCGUUCCAGAAAAAACAGGAACUCCUUUCACUUUGUCAUGAAGCAAACAACCAUAAGCAAACCAAGGGAGGCGGGUCACCCAUGCCGUUUGGGAAAUGUUAAUUGUUAUGCUCUUGGUCAGACCAACUCUGGAAGAGAUUUGAACGUCGAUGAUAAUCAGGCUACUCGACAUUGCCCAUUUCCUCAUGAAGUCUACGUAUGUCGCAGAUGUAUACCACAUGAUGCUGUCCAAAGUGACUGAAUGGAAAUGCAUGCCAAAGACAAUAUUUUGUUUUGUUUCUUUGUUUGUCUAUAUUCAAUUUGCACAAGUGUGGGAUGCUGUUAACUUGAGAGGGCUCCUGCAUUUGAUGUUGUGCAUUUAUAGCAAUUCUUGGCGGACACUGCAAGACACGAUGUCUUUAAUGACCCUUGGAUUCCAUGUCACUCUCAUGGACUCAUGGAUUUAUGAGUUUGAGGAUGAUUCUACAAAAACUGUUGUCAGCAAAAGAACAACAAUAGAGGAAAACAACUGAAACCAGCACAACAAAUUCAGCUAUAAAAAAAGAGACUUCGACCCUGUCCACACGUACUAUAUCAUAUCUUGUAAACAUCAAUUUUGGCCUCUUGUUUACACGUAAGUGGAGUUUUAAAAAUCUCCUCUUAAAACUCAAGUUUUAAAAAUAUAAAUUUUAGGGAGUUUAAAUGCAACUGUCACAAUGGUGUUUUUACUAUUAUCCACAUGUGGUAUGUAAAAAGAUUACAAAAUUAUCCAUGUUGUCCAAAUGUCCACAUACACGUACGUAUAAUCAAGGUCUUUUUAAACGUGACACCCUGUCAAACAUUAGCAUAUUGAUUGCUUAUUAAACAGACAUAUUAUGUGUACCUCCAGGUGUUGUUUGUUUAAUAAGCAACCUGUCUAUAGUUUAGCCUGACAUUACCUGAUGUGGGCUUAGCCUACUUUAUUCUGUCCUACAAAAGAAAAGUGCUUAUUAUUAAGUGCAGGCAGAAAGAGACUGAAAAAAGUCAUCAAAUUUGUCAUAGUGAAACAUUUUGCAGGACUGUGGUAUUUUAUAUGUAUUUUCUUAAUAGGUAGCACACAAUUUGGUCAAAAAACAAACGACCCAUUAUAAAAUCAAUUGCCAUUUAUAUCAUACAUUUUAGUUUUAAUUUUAGGCUGUCUUUUGACUUUGUACAGUUGGCUAAAAUAUUUUGUACAGCAUAAACUGUAGUAUUUUUAUUUGUACAGUAUUGUAUUGUAUUUUGAAGAUAAAAAGGAUUCAUUCCAAAACAGAUGCAUGUUCACUUAAAGUGAUGUGGACGACAAUUGUAUCUCUUCUCCUCGCUCAUUACUUUCCUCGGUCAUUCAUUUCUAUUUAUUUCCAUUCAUUUUUUCCCUUCAAUGUGUUUUAUUUUGUAUUAAAGGGGGACUAUGCAGCACUUAAGUUUGUCAAUAAGAUGGUUCUUAAUACUUUUUUUGUCUUAUUGUAAGGCCAAUGAACAU
Engraulis encrasicolus (European anchovy) is the source of this 2712-nucleotide messenger RNA. RefSeq names its product Src like adaptor 2a (gene sla2a). The coding region runs from base 284 to 1120 and encodes 278 amino acids. The record is from RefSeq and is a predicted model, not a curated record. Lineage: Eukaryota; Metazoa; Chordata; Actinopteri; Clupeiformes; Engraulidae. Gene Ontology annotation, cellular component: COP9 signalosome; plasma membrane; cytoplasm. The transcript has 8 exons. Gene Ontology annotation, biological process: regulation of MAPK cascade; signal transduction. Gene Ontology annotation, molecular function: epidermal growth factor receptor binding; phosphotyrosine residue binding.